This is a messenger RNA of Cloeon dipterum, 1564 nucleotides long. RefSeq names its product lysosomal Pro-X carboxypeptidase. The record is from RefSeq and is a predicted model, not a curated record. Lineage: Eukaryota; Metazoa; Arthropoda; Insecta; Ephemeroptera; Baetidae. Bases 26 to 1435 code for a protein of 469 amino acids. Gene Ontology annotation, molecular function: dipeptidyl-peptidase activity; serine-type exopeptidase activity. Gene Ontology annotation, biological process: proteolysis. The transcript has 10 exons.
GCUGGAUUACACUUUUAAGCUCAAAAUGUGUCAUUUGUCGAGCUUUUUAGUGGCUUUGAGCAUAUUGGCGAGCUACAUCCAACAAGGCGCAAGCUAUGAAUACGUGACAAAAAAUUUCACAGUUCCGGUGGACCAUUUUAGUUUCACGACGAACGCCACUUUCGAAAUGCGUUACUUGGUCAACGACAGCUCGUGGGAUGCCGACAGCGGCCCAAUUUUCUUCUACACGGGAAAUGAAGGCGACAUUAAGUUGUUCGCCGAAAAUACGGGUUUCAUGUGGGAGCUGGCGGUUGAAAUGCGGGCAAAGGUUGUUUUUGCUGAGCACCGCUACUACGGCGAGUCGUUGCCCUUUGGGAAGGACUCCUUCUCGAAUGAGAAGAACUUGGGCUACCUGACGGCACACCAGGCCUUGGAGGACUACGUCGACCUGAUCACGGCUCUUCGCGGCGACAAUCGUAUUCCGGUGAUUGUGUUUGGCGGCUCCUACGGCGGCAUGCUGUCUGCCUGGUUCCGCAUGAAGUACCCACACAUCGUUCAAGGUGCCAUCGCUGCGUCGGCGCCGAUUCUAGAGUUUGAAGGGAUGAACAAGUGCAAUGCCUUCUACCGGAUCGUCACCUCCGACUUCCAGUCCGCCGCGGACGACUGCAGGUAUAAUAUUCGCAAUUCGUGGGACGCUUUCAAUCAGAUCGUCAAAAGCGCCGACGGUUUGGCCUGGUUGUCCAAGGCUUUCCAGCUGUGCAAGCCGCUAACCAAGGCGGCCGACGUGAAAGAUGUGAAGGACUUCCUGUCCGAGGUGUACGUCAACCUGGCCAUGACCGACUACCCUUACGCCACCAACUUCCUCAUGCCGCUGCCUGCAAAUCCUAUUUUGGAAGUUUGUGAACAUCUGAAAGCUCCAAACCUGAAAGAAAAGGAAUUGCUAACACAGAUCUUCAAAGCGGCCAGCGUCUACUUGAACUACACAGGCACUACAAAAUGCCUCGACCUUGAAGACGCUGAUGGUCCGUCCUUGGGCGGCAACGGCUGGGGCUUUCAGUCCUGCACGGAAAUGGUGAUGCCGAUGUGCUCAAACGGCGUCGACGACAUGUUCGAGCCGAGCCCCUGGGACAUGAACAAAUACGUGGCCGACUGCAAGAAAACGUUUGCGUGGGUAAAGCCACAGCCGUUCCUGGUGCCCAAGAGGUACGGCGGCCUCGAACUUGCCAGACUCUCGUCCAACAUUAUCUUCAGCAACGGCCUGAGGGACCCUUGGACUAGCGGGGGCGUGGUCGAGAGCCUGACGCCGUCGGUCGUGUCAAUUAUCAUCCCCGAGGGCGCCCACCACCUCGACUUGCGCGCCUCCAACCCCGCGGACCCGAAUUCUGUGCGAAAUGCAAGAAUUCUUUACAAAAAGCACAUCCGCAAGUGGAUCAGAGAGUACAGGGGUACUGUUUAAUAAUUACCGCAGGAGAAAAAAAGAAGUAAUAUCAAUUAUAACUGUUCCUUUUAUGUAAUUGAUUGAAGAAACCAGGAUUAAAUUUAUUCUUAAAAUAAAUAAAAUUUGAAUGCCUAAGAUAAAUUUGAA